GCCGUAAGUGAAACCGAGCACCUCAACAAACACUUUUGUCAAAGAACGACUUGCCGAGUACUGCAUUCACCUUUUUAUGUCCGAGAUCACAAACUUCAACGCUGUCGACCCCUUCGCCGAGACUGGUGACGACGAGCAGCUUCAGAGCUAUAUCCACAUCCGUAUCCAACAGCGCAACGGCCGCAAGACCCUCACCACCGUCCAGGGUCUCCCCACCGAAUAUGACCAGAAACGAAUCCUAAAGGCAUUGAAGAAAGACUUCGCUUGCAACGGAUCUAUCGUCAAGGAUGAGGAGCACGGAGAGGUUAUUCAGUUGCAGGGUGAUCAGAGGGUUAAGGUUAUGGAGUUUUUGACUGGGCAGUUGGGCUUGCAGAAGAAGAGCAUUAAGAUUCACGGUUUCUAAGCUGAAGGGUUUUCUAUAUUGCGUUUUCAAUGUUUAAUCUGGCUUUGUUCGCUUGUGGGAAUGGGA
Molecule: messenger RNA, 469 nt
Organism: Saitoella complicata NRRL Y-17804
Lineage: Eukaryota; Fungi; Ascomycota; Saitoellomycetes; Saitoellales; Saitoellaceae
Product: putative eukaryotic translation initiation factor eIF-1
Exons: 3
Coding region: 77-403 (108 amino acids)
Biological process (GO): translational initiation
Cellular component (GO): eukaryotic 43S preinitiation complex
Molecular function (GO): ribosomal small subunit binding; RNA binding; translation initiation factor activity
Source: RefSeq, a predicted model, not a curated record